GGUAGCGGCGCGGCUCCCCCGCCGGGGUGCCCGGGGCGCUCACCGCCCCCCGGCCCGGCCCGCCCCUCCGCCGCGCUCCUCUCCCCUCCCUCCAAUUUCUCCUUCCUCCCACUCCCCGGCCCCUCGGCCGGGCAAGGCGAGGCGGGAGGCGCCUGCUCCCCGGCUCCUCUGGCGAUGUGGCAGCCUCCCCCUCGCCCCGAGCCUUUGCCCCCGGCAGAGCUGCCCAGCUAAGCGGGGAGGGUGAGGGAGAGGAGCGAGGCGGCAGCGGGGCCGGCGGGUACCAUGAGCGGAGGCAGGUUCGAUUUUGAUGAUGGAGGCGCCUACUGCGGGGGCUGGGAAGGGGGCAAAGCCCACGGGCACGGCAUCUGCACCGGCCCCAAGGGCCAGGGCGAGUACUCGGGCUCCUGGAACUAUGGCUUCGAAGUCGUGGGCAUAUACACGUGGCCCAGCGGCAACACCUACGAAGGCUACUGGUCCCAAGGCAAGAGGCAUGGCCUAGGAAUCGAGACCAAAGGACGGUGGGUUUACCGAGGCGAGUGGACCCACGGCUUUAAGGGGCGGUACGGCACGAGGCAGAGCAUGAGCAGCGGAGCCAAGUACGAAGGUACCUGGAAUAACGGCCUGCAGGAUGGUUACGGCACCGAGACGUACGCCGACGGAGGAACGUACCAGGGCCAGUUCACCAACGGCAUGCGGCACGGCUACGGCGUGCGGCAGAGCGUGCCCUACGGCAUGGCCUCGGUGGUCCGCUCCCCUCUGCGCACCUCGCUCUCCUCCCUGCGCAGCGAGCACAGCAACGGCACCCUGCCCCAGCAGGACUCGCCGGCCGCCAACCCCGAGAGCCUCGCCAUGUCGCCCACCAUCACCCGCGGCGGCUUCGCCCUCAGCCUCUACGCGGACGCCGAGGCCGGCAAGCCCAAGAAAGGGGGCCUCUUCCGCCGGGGCUCCCUGCUGGGGAAGCUGAGGAAGUCCGAGUCCAAGUCAUCCCUGGCCAGCCAGAAGAGCCGCGUGAGCUUCCUCAAGAGCGAGAGCGGCAUCAGCUCGGCCGCCAGCGACGCCACCUCCACCGUCAGCCUGGGCGAGGGCGCCGAAGGCGAGGACUUCCCCCCCUUCGAGUCCGACAUCGACGCCACCACCACGGAGACCUACAUGGGCGAGUGGAAGAACGACAAGCGCUCGGGCUUCGGCAUCAGCGAGAGGUCCAGCGGCCUCAAGUACGAGGGCGAGUGGCUGGACAACCUGCGGCACGGCUACGGCUGCACCACGCUGCCCGACGGCAAGAAGGAGGAGGGCAAGUACCGCCACAACGUCCUCGUCAAGGGCAUGAAGAAGCGCGUGAUCCCCCUCAAGAGCGCCAAGAUCCGGCAGAAGGUGGACCGGAGCGUGGAGGGGGCGCAGAGGGCCGCCGCCAUCGCCCGGCAGAAGUCGGAGAUCGCGGCUUCCAGGACAACUCACGCCAAAGCCAAGGCUGAAGGGUCUGAGCAGGCAGCCCAGGCAGCUAACAACGAGUCGGGCAUAGCCAGGACGAUGGCCAGGGAGCUCUCCCCAGACUUCUACCAGCCAGGCCCCGAGUACCAGAAGAGGAAGCUGCUGCAGGAGAUCAUGGAGAACGCGGAGCACGCCGUCAACAUGGAGGAGGAGCCGCCCCGGCCGGAGGGCGCCCCGCCACCCCCCACGCCGCCCGACAGCCCCCAGCUCCACGAGAAGGCCGCGGCGCACCGCCGGGGGGCCAGUCCGGCGCCCAGCCCCGCGGCCACCCCGCCGGAGGCCAAGCGGCCGAAGCCCGGCGCCCCCAAGGACGGCUUCCUCCGCCCCGGCGCCUGGGACGAGGAGCGCGGCGGCGAGGGCAGCCGGGCCGGCACGCCGGCCGAGGCGGCCCCGGCCGCGGCGGCGGGCGGCAGGGCGGCGGGCGAGAGCCGGCCCCCGUCGCAGGGCUCGGGGCGGCCAAGCGGCGCCCGGGCGCCCGCCGAGCAGAUGGAGAUCAAACCCCUGCAGCGCAUGGCGCGCGAGCCCGACGUCGAGCUCUACCAGGGCUACCACAGCUACGCCGUGAGGACCUCCCCGGUCUCCCCGCCCGCGGACUACGAGGACGAGCCGUUCCCCGAGCCCAGGCCCCCCUCCAAGCCCGUCUCCCCGGAGCCCAGGGCCGAGGCGGAGGCCGCGGGGGACGCCCGGCGCCGCGGGGGGACGCCCGGCGCCGCCGCCGCCCGCCCGGAGAAGCCCAAAGCGGAGGCCGAGCAGGAGCCGGCCCGGCCCGAGCCCCGGCACAAGGAGCCCGGGCAGCGCCGCAGCCCCGAGCGCCGGGCCCCGGCCAGGGCCGAAGCCGCCGCCGAGAGAAAGACUGAGACCAAGGCGCUGGCGAAGGCCGAGCCGAAGGCGGCGGUGAGAAGGGGGCCCCCGGCGGCAGCCGCCGCUGCCCCCGAGGCGGAGGAGUGCGAAGAGGGACCUAACACAAUUGUGAUCUGCAUGGUCAUCCUAUUGAACAUUGGUCUGGCCAUCUUAUUUGUACAUUUUUUGACAUGAUGUGCCCUGAAGACAAGGCAUUGCUGCUGGUGGAGACCACAGACCUUGGCAGGGAUUAAACCCUCAGCCACCUGGAAACAUCUAAGAGGAGGGUUUGAGAUCCCAAGGUUGCACUGCAAACAUGAACCUUAAACAAAAUCUCCUGAAGAUCUGUUCAGCCUCCGUGCUCCCAGUCUGUGGCUGGCCUCUACAAUCUACCAAGAAAAAGCCAGGAUUUAUGCAAUUCAGCCUCCUUGCCUCCUUCUCUUAUUUGUAUGAAAUAGCAGUUGCAUUAAAUUGUUCUCACCAAAGCCAUCAGCUGUCCUACCAUGGCAGGAAUGAGGGAUUUAUCUACAGCAGUAGGAAAAUGAAUGAGAAGGUCUCAUCCAUGCGCGCUCAGAUGUGUUUUUUAACUCCGUUGGUUGACUUAGUGUCAGAGACUUUCCAAAGAAAAUCAUCUGUGUCCUGGAGGAGAAGCAAUACACAGCAACCAAAAUGACUCGUGAGAGCUACGCGAUGUCUGGGAUGGACAGUGCAGCUUCCUGCGCUCGGAAGUCCCUCAGAGGGCUGAACAAAAAGCCUUCCCUUUCCCCAUCGUCUGGAAUUGUUUUCUGCAUAUAGAGGACUGAGAGGGGGAGCAAGUGAAGUUAGACUUGUUGAAGUGUAAGCAGACUCCAGCCGGAUCCCCUGAUGUGCCUGUGGAGGAGCCACAGGUGGGGGCUGCGCCGUGCGGGCUCGCAGGGUCUGCAAAGCCAGGGCUGCCCACGUGAGCGGGGAGCGCUGCGGGGAGACAGGGCCCCAUGGGGACCAGGCACCCUCCCUGCUCCCUCUUGCCACCACCAACUGCCCUCGCAGGAGUGUCUUGCCACAGGUUACAUCCCACUGUAAUUGGAAAGGAAAUAGAUGUGCUGAAUUUGCCCCUUCUCCACUUCUUCUUUGAGAGGGUGAGAGUUAAAAUUAAAAGGAGGUGGCUCACAGAAAAGCGGCCCGCACACCUGCAGGUUCCUCCCCGUCGAAGCCCCAGCCAGUUUCACCAAGGCAGUGAGCUGACUUUCCAGCCAGUGGAUGCGGGGUUGCCAUCGUGGGAGUGGUUAGGUUAUUCCUGAAAGCAAAAAGGUGCAGAAACCUGAGCGUAUACGGGUGUUGGGCUGAAAGGUAUGCAACAGCCAGACUUCGAUCAGUGGUCGUCAAGUACGGAGGGGAAAUUCUGGCUGCUGUUCUUGCAUGUGAGACUUAGAGGCCUUGGCAAUAUGCACUGAUCCUUCCCAGAACUGCAACAGAGAGCAACAUUUGAAGGGAGAUGUUUCCACCCUGAUCUGCUCUGAUCCUCAACAGUGCAAGCUUAGAAAAUCAGCACAGAUAAAGUUGCAGUUUAGCAUGAGGCUGAGCGCUUGGACAUGUUUCUUUCUUCUUAAAAGCAAUAUGUAUUUUAUAUCCCUUUUUAAGGUAAUCAGAAAUGUUAUUUAUGGUCAGUUGUGCACCUCUGUAUCCUGAAGUCCCACAGCACAGGACUGGCAGAGAAAAUCUGAGGGACUGGAAAGAGUGGGGAAAUGAUGGAUAAGGAAAAAAAAAAACAGAUGCCCGGUCUGCUCCAAAUGCCAAUCUAAAAGGAUUUCAAAAACAGUGUGGCAGAUAGGCAGGAGUUUACACUGCCUGGAGACACAGGGCAAAACCUGCCUAGUUUAUUUCCUUUAAUUAUGCCAUAAGAGAGUGAGAAUAAUUGAGUAUUUUUCUUUGUGAAACAAGAUUAUUUUUUAACCUUAUCUAGCUCAGGAAUGUUGCCGCAGUCGCAAUUACAUGGUGUUAACUGUGGGAGAAGUGAAUGCAAUCCCUUUCUAGAAGCCGUGUGGCUAUACCAGUCCUGAAAAGCUGUGCAGCGUCAGCUACACUUCCGCAGAGCAUAGCUUAGUAGCAAUUUGCUUUUUUUUCCUUUUUUUUUCUUAAAUAUUGAUGUAUUGCAGACCCCAGGCUCCACUGCCUUUGAUGCUUUACCCCCAUUUGCUGGCAUUCACUUGCCAGCUCUGCAGUUUUGAUAUGCCAACUGCUUUCAUUAACUACCAAUACAAUUUCUGUUGAGAGACCUGAGGGGCCUUUAUUUAUCACUAAGCACAAAAAUGAAUCUUUCUCAACAAGGCUAAGGCAAUUCCCCCUCCCAUCCCAGUUUUGUAUGCAUGUGAUGUGUACUCAGUUAUAUGCUUUCCUUCUAGGAACAUUCUGAGAAAAGUAGGUAGAUUUGCUUUUACGUGACAUAUAGAUAUAUCCGUAUUGCACUGAGAUAUGGAUAUAUAUAAAUAAAUAUAUAGCCCCUUAGGGAUUUUGUUUUCUUAGAUGCAGAAUAACAAAUUAACAAAUUUACCUCAAACUGCAUGCUUUCAAAACUGACUAGGAUAUGGUGUUAAACUAUUCAGGUCUUACAAAGAUGCAGAUACAUUUCACUCUUCACAAAAAUACCUUCAUCACAGAUUUUGCAAGCCGUUUACUACAAUCUGUAUAAUACUGUCCAGAGUUUUCUGUCGGUUGUUCUGCUGGAUUACGUGCAAUAAUAAACAGUUAUCUGCGCACUGUA
Rhea pennata is the source of this 5068-nucleotide messenger RNA. It is a transcript of the gene JPH2, whose product is annotated as junctophilin 2. Gene Ontology annotation, cellular component: junctional membrane complex; plasma membrane; endoplasmic reticulum membrane. The record is from RefSeq and is a predicted model, not a curated record. Lineage: Eukaryota; Metazoa; Chordata; Aves; Rheiformes; Rheidae. The transcript is spliced from 6 exons. Bases 283 to 2523 code for a protein of 746 amino acids.